AUGAAGAGUUGUACAUUUUUAAUCCUGACAUUUGCCAUAUUGUUAGAGUCUAAAGUAGCCUGCCACGAAAAGGAGAUACUUGCUCGUGAUAAGCGAGGUGUGCUGGAUCUGGUGGUGACCCUUUGGUGUUACAGAAAUAAAAUGAAGGUUCCUUUGUUGGGUAUCAACUUGUAUGGGUGUUACUGUGGCACAGGUGGUAGCGGUUUUCCAGUUGAUGAGGUGGAUCGAUGUUGUUUCCUUCAUGACUGUUGCUAUUACCAUUCCAGGAUUGUACUGAAGUGCCACACAAAGGUGAAAUGGGAGUUCUAUAAUUUCUCUUGCAGUCGAGAUCAGACAAACUGUACAUCAUCCAAUGUGUGCGGCAGAACGGCAUGCGAGUGUGACAAGCAGUUUGCCGAAUGUCUAACACAAGCAAGACCCAAGGGUAAACAUUUCUUCUACAACAGGAAGACGUUGUGCAAUGCUUCCAAAGAUGUAUGCCCUCCUAUCUUUAUGAAUGGGACAGAGACCUUUCAUGGGACCCAGAACUCUUCUCACAAAAAAGUGGAGAGAGGCAAACGGAAAAGCAAGUAUAUAUUCACAAAGCAAAAAAACAAGAAUAAAAAGUUCAAAGCCACACAGAAGGGAAAUGUUGGAUUCAGAGCGCACUAGA
Messenger RNA from Pelobates fuscus (common spadefoot toad), 652 nucleotides. RefSeq names its product phospholipase A2, minor isoenzyme-like. Gene Ontology annotation, molecular function: signaling receptor binding; phospholipid binding; calcium ion binding. Gene Ontology annotation, biological process: lipid catabolic process; positive regulation of fibroblast proliferation; fatty acid biosynthetic process. The transcript has a single exon. The coding region runs from base 1 to 651 and encodes 216 amino acids. NCBI's taxonomy places the organism in Eukaryota, Metazoa, Chordata, Amphibia, Anura, Pelobatidae. The record is from RefSeq and is a predicted model, not a curated record.